UAUUACGCACACAUUUCUCGUGCUGGCUUGUUUCUCACAGUUGCGCGUGUCGCUUCCGAGUUGAUUGCGCGUCGAGGCUUUACGCGACAUCAAACAGUUGCCCCAGUUUUUUCGAUUUGUUUUUUAUUUUAUUUUUUAUUUGAACCGAAACUAUCGGGACAUCAUAACGGAAGAUCCUUUUCGCUCUCCAUCGGCGGCUUAUAUCUUUCUCUGUGUGUGUGCAUACGGAUGAUAUCCAUCUCGCAGUGCGCCAGGGAUUUAUGGAGGGCCGAACCAAACUGGACAAAGUGCGGAUGAAGAAGAUUCUAUAGGCGUCGGUCUCAUCUUCUUUUCGGCUUAGACGAUUUUUCUUCUUCUUCUUUUUUUUUUCCUUUAUCCCGGUGUUGUGUUUGAUCUUGGUGUGUGGUCUGUGCUGCGCCGUCGUGAUUUACGGCCGGAACUUUUUUUUUUCCUCUUUCCGUCUCCUCCCCCUCCCCCUAUAUAAGGGGUGAUUUGAUGGGGGGACACGAUGACGACGGAGGAUCUGAUUCGACGUGAACGGGAAAUGUACUUGUACCGUCAUCACUCGCUUCUUCUUCUUCUUCUUCUUGGAAGUUUCGUCUCGCAUAAACUCGGAUUCGGUUGCAUGACGGCCGUAAUUGAUUGAUUACACACAACUGGGAAGAAGAAGAAGAAAUAAGAAAUAAGAGAAGAGUUGUUCCUCCUUGGCUCUGAGAUUCUUCCUCUGUUGUAUUCCGACUAUCAUUUCGCCAGCCACCAGAAGUGCACCGUCCAGCCAUUACCACCAUCACGGAGUGCGUGUAUCCGUGACGUCCGUCGCCCGCCUGUGAUCGUGUACGAGCGGUUGGUUAGGUUUCGCUGCUCGACACAGUGCGUGGUUGCAUUCUUGAUAUUUCAUUAAAAGCCCCAACCGAAGAGAGAAACAAGCAACGGUGCUGCUGCUGCUGCCAUUGCCGUGGUGAUAUGCGCCGAUCAUGGCACCGGCCCCGACUCACUGGACGCGUUUCCUACAAUGUUCCACCUGCCUCUACUCGAAGCAGCAAAGAUCCGAUGAGAAUGGCACCGAACCGCUGAUGAGUCGUCCGUCAUCCGGCGCUAGACAGGCGACCAUCUCGCCAUCUCGCCGGAUGGACUCUUUGUCGGGCUGCGGAGGACCGUCGUCGUCGUCGGCCAUGGACUUGAGUUUCGUGACGGAACGAAUUCUGGCGCUGAGUUUCCCGCCCGAAAUGGACACGUCCACAUACAGAGAAGCCCUUCACCAGGCGGCCAGCAUGCUUCAGACCAAGCACGGCGACAAUUACAUGGUGUUCAACCUGUCGUUGCCGAGGAAAGAGAUUGGCCUGUGGAACCCUCGAGUGUUGGACGUUGGGUGGCCGGAUCAACUAGCCCCACCUUUGGAAAGACUCUGCUCCGUCUGCCGGGCGCUCGACUCCUGGCUCCAAGCUGAUCCCCAACACGUCGCUGUUCUCCAUUCCAAGUGCGGUUUGCAGCGUGUGGGCGUGGUGGUAGCGGCCUACUGCGAGUACACUGGACUCUGCCCGCCCAAUCAGCAGGAGCAGCAAUCGUUGGAUCGCUUCUCCAUGAAGCGGUUCCUCAACGAACGAGUCGGCGGACUCCGAACGCCAUCCGACAAAAGGUAUGUGGAAUACUUUGCCGGACUGUUGUCGGGUGCCAUUCAGGUCAAUUCCAGUCCGCUUUUCCUGGAUCACGUCACCGUCGUCGGCAUUCCGGCUUUCCAGUCCAACGGCGGCUGCCGCGCCUUUUUCAAAGUGUACCAAGGUAGCGUUCCCGUGCACACGUCGUCCAUCUACAACCUGCACGACAGCGCCCGCCAUUUCACCAUGUCGCUGGGCGAGCGCGGCCUGGCGCUGCGCGGCGACAUCCUGGUCAAGUGCUACCACCGCCACCGACUACCGGUAGAUGGCCGUGAGACCAUCUUCAGCCUCCAGUUCCACACCUGCGCCGUCACCCAGCACACGCUAGUCUUCCAGCGCCAAGAUCUGGACGACGCCUGUCAAGAUUUGCGUUUCCCGCUGGACGGUUCGGUUCGACUGCACUUCUCAACGAGUCCCGAGUCCCGCCUGAUGGGCGUCAAUGAAACGCACACCCGUUACACGGUCGAGUCGUCGACAGGCGAUCCGGUCGUUCGCUGGGAUAGUUACGACACCAUGACUGACUCGGCCAGCUGUCCGGAUGAUCAUCAUCAUCAUGACGUCUCGUCUGCCGGAUCGACACAAAAUCACCGAUUGGCGCAUACGUACGGGCCGUUGGAUGGUUCGCUGUACGCCAAAGUGCUGAAACAGAACAGUCCAAAGACACCGCCCAGCAGUAGUCCGCCGCCGUUAGUCGUGACUGGACAGACGUCCAGCAGCAGCGGAGAGCAGCGGAGUGCCAGUCGAUUCAGCGAUCCGUCAUCGUCGUCUUUGACAUCUGGCGGAACGUCUGCCGAUUACCACCACCUGCAUCACCAUCUGAAUCACCACCACCACCUGAGUCAUCACCCGGUCCAGUUCCUCAACAGUCCGCAUGUGGCCUCGACCGAUUCCGGAAUCUCGUCGGCCGGCGUAGUGCGCAGCGGAGGAGGCAGCAGCACCCACAACCGGGAAUUGGGAGGCAGCGGGAGCACAUCCGCGUCGCCUCCGCAUUCCGGCCGAUCGGCCGAGUCCUCUGGAGCCGGUGGAGUGUUUUUGGACCCGCCGCCGCAGACGCCCAGCCCCGUCCAGCAGCAGCAGCAACAACAACAACAACAACUACAGUCGUCACCGCAGGCAGGGCUGCAAAGGAUGCCGAGCAUUGUGGAGACACGGGCGGAGAUCCAUCGGGCGGACGGCCGUGACGUCAUGAUGACGGGCUCUUCUUCGUCUUCAUCUUCGGCUCCGCCUCCACCAUCGCUCACGGCCACUGCCGAGCUGGACCAACUGUUGAGUGGUAUGCUCAUGAACGUUCAAAACAUCCCCGACAUCCGACCCGAGCACAGGCACCACUACCACCAGCGAGGUGACGACAUUGACGUCGACAGCAUUCAGGUCAAGUUUGAUUUGACGCCAACCCGGGACACGACGGAUCGCUCGGCUCCUCCUCCAUCAUCGCAUCCGGUUGUCAGGAAGAACAGCAACAACUCGUCGUCGGGCUACGUCUACGAGAGCGACACUGUCCGACGGGCGUAUCCAGCAGCUCCUCCCACGACGCAAGCCGACGCGGCGCCCGUCCUGAAAAUGCCUUCCGGUCCAGUUCCGCAGACUCCGCCGCCGUCCCAGCAGCAGCAGCAGCCGUCGGUGAGACCCAAAGAUAUUCCGUACCACGCCCGCGAGGAUAGUAAACCGUUCACGUACGGGAUGGUGGGCAUGGCGGCCCCGCCAACCAACGGCCACCACCACCACCACCACCAUCAGGAGAACGGAAACGGCGGAGGCGCCGGAAGUAAUGGCAUGGCGUCGGCGAUGAUGACGAGCACGCCAGUGGCCAGCGCCUCUAUGCACGGACGCAACUGGAAAGAGUCCAGCAGCAACACGAUCAACGGCCAGCAGGCCAGCAAACGCCUGGAGAGUCCCUCACUCGUCAGGAAGUUUUCCAACGGAUCGGAGCCCGUCAACAUCAGUCCGGUUCGCUCCUCGCCGAGGAUCCCAGUUCCGUCCAUCGCCGACCCCGUCAGCCCGCGUCCCAUCCGCAAACUCAGCGAGAGCCUGCUCCUGUCCAACGGAGGAGGAGCGACGCCGUCGGACGCCACUUUGGCCAGCAACGCCUCGAUCCAACCGGUGGCCACGUCCAGUCCUCGAUUGGACAAUUCGCGAAAUCGAACCUCAUCCACGACCAGCGAGAUGAUGAAGGCCAUGCCAACCACUCCGCAGCUCCAGCACCGAGACAUCUCGCUGGAGGAAACGAUCCAGGACAUCAGCACUUCGCCCGACUCGUCCCGAAUGUCCAACGACAUGGCCGGCCUGUCGUGGCUGCAGCGCCAGCAGCAGAAACUCCGCGAGCGCAAGGACUCGAUGCGCAGGGCGGAGCGCAAUCCGCAAGAAGUGCGACUCAUGUCGGAGUUGCAAUCCAGCCGACAAUUCAGAGGCCAGCAGCUGUUGCAGCACCAGCAAUCGACGACGAGUUCGACCAUGGGUGGCGGUGGCGGGAGCCACCGACCCGUUGACGACGCCGGUUACCUGAGUGACGUCACCUUGUUCUCGGAGCUCGACAUGGUCAACACGUCCCGCGAAGGAUCGCCCGACAUCCGCAGCCUCUACGCCACGCCCCUACACAUCAACACGGCCGGCACUUACGGCCAGUAUCAACAGUCGAAAGCGGGCCAGGCCGGGAGUGGCGUUAAUAAGACACUGUCAUCGUCCAAUCCGGCAUCUCCGCUGCUCACGCACCGUUCAGCCUCGUUGGAGCGCAGCGGGCGGUACUUGAGCGGUGGCGGGGACAUGCAACAACAACAACAGCAGCAGCAGCAGCAACAACAACAACAGCAGCAGCAAAGGUUGACUCUAACGCGUCAAAAGUCCGAUAUGAGCCAUGACCGAGAACGGCCUUUUGUGGCCGUCAAAAGAGCUCACGAGCAGCACAUCAAGACGCUCAACAACAGCAACGGAGGCCAGCUGAACCCCAAUGACCUGCUAGUGGCUGCCGCUUCACCUUACGGUUUGAUUGGAUACCACAACGGAUCGUCGCCGACAGAGACGGCGGCGGUGGAGCCGUCGGCCAGCCGAACGGGACUGCUGUCGACCGUGACGGACACGACGUCAUCGCCGUCGUCAGCCAACGCGGUACAUCAACCGGUCAAUCGGCUGGGCAACCUCGACUGGCUCAUCCACUCACUCAACACUAACUUGCCUGAUCCUGCUGCACUUAUCCGCCAGCCUAAUCUCACCCCUAACCUCAAACACAUGAUCCAAGGCGGCGGCAACAACAACAACAACAGCACCGCUACCACCACCAACACCACCAGUGUGCAUCAGCGAUCACCGCAGCAUGUUGCCCAUCAGGGCAAAUCACCUCUCAAUAACCGACACCAUUCGUUCAGUAGUAGUCUGCCUGCCCGUGCUAAUUUUGUCCCGGUGACGGGAAUGGCCAGCAACAGCACAAACACUAAUAACAAAUUCCCCAAAUCAUCAGAUAGCGUCAUGUCGUGGAACUCGUCUCUGAGCGGCGACCUUGACAUGUCGGGCAACCGUCCGACGACGCCGGCUUUCCCGGUCGUCCCGCGUACACCUUACCUCAACGUCCACCAUCAAGGCCACUAUGGUGGUGGCCGCCAGUCGAUCGACUCGCCCGUCACUCCGACCUCGUCCCAUUCAGGAGCCGGUCUGCCACCAAAGAGUCCAACUACCCAACGACGCUACCCAGCCGGUUUCCAGCAACAGGUUAAUAUCCAGCCUUAUUCGCCCACUCCGCCCUCUACCGCUAAAAUCCUUCGCAAAUGGCCCUCCAACUCCUCGGUGUCGAGCAAGGAGAGAUCGAUUUCUCCAUCGCCCUCAUCCGCCUAUUUGGGUCAGUCGCAAUCCCGACGUUCUUCCGUCCAAUCCGUCAACGGAUUGAGCGAGCCGCAAGAAGUCAGCUCUGUUCACGUGAAUUUCGUCAAAGACAACUCACGCUAUUGGUACAAGCCCAACAUUGCCCGUGAAGAUGCAAUCAACAUGCUUAAGGAUCAAUCUCCUGGAACGUUCAUCGUCCGUGAUUCAAACUCUUUCCCCGGAGCUUUCGGUCUGGCCCUCAAGGUGGCCACACCACCUCCGCACGUGGCCGGAAAGAACAUUGCCGACCCGUCCAGCGAGCUGGUCCGCCACUUUCUUAUCGAGCCGACCUCAAAGGGUGUCCGAAUCAAGGGCUGCAGCAAUGAACCCGUUUUCGGAUCCCUAUCGGCACUUAUCUACCAGCACUCGGUGACACCGUUAGCUCUGCCCAUUAAGCUUGUUCUGCCCGAAAAUGAUUUGAUGCUCAAGGAUGGCAGUUCGACGGCCGUUCAAUCGCUGGCCAGUCCGACGACUCAAUUGCUGACCCAAGGAGCUGCCUGCAGUCUGCUUUAUCUCUUCACUAUGGACACGGAAUCGUUGACCGGGCCCCAAGCCAUCCAGCGCACCAUGACCCACCUGCUGGACGCCAAACCGCUGCCCGUCCCGACUAUUGUUCACUUUAAAGUCUCGUCGCAGGGCAUCACUCUCACCGACAACGAGAGGAAACUCUUUUUCAGGCGACAUUAUCCCGUGUUGACCGUUUCCUAUUGUGGACUGGAUCCUGAGGAUCGACGCUGGAACCAGCGUAGCGAGGAAACGGGAUUGCCCAUCAGUUCAAAUCGCUGCUUUGGAUUUAUUGCUCGUAAACAAGCCAGCAAAACUGAUAACCAGUGCCACAUUUUUGCUGAACUUGAAGCCGAACAGCCAGCCACGGCUAUCGUCAACUUCGUCACUAAAGUCAUGAUGACCUCUUCUCCUUCUCCGUCGUCUAGCCACAGCAAGAACAACGUUUGAAAAUUCUUUUUAAAAAAUGACUUUGUUGGUUUUUGUUUCUUCAGAUUUACUAGUUCGGCUUUUUGUGUGCGUGUGUGCGUGUGUGAGUGUGGUUAUUUAACUAAACUUCAUUCUUCGUCGUUCAAAAAUGGGGAGGGAAAUUUUUACAUCCCGACCCGUACAUCAACACACUAAAGGCGAAAACAAAACAAACGCAUAUUAUACAUUUAAAAGAGUAAAAAUCCCGUUUUGCGGCUGUACCUGUUCGUACAAUUUGCAGUUGUUGCUCCUUGGCCGCUGUCACUCUCUACUUUUGACUAAUCUGUAAUGCGAAUCUUCUGCAUGCCUAUAUAAUUCGUUUAAUUGGCGUUCUUUCGUUGACACAUUUAUAUACAUAAUAACUGGCUGGUUUCUUUCAUUUUUUGAUUGUAAAUAUUCUCUCCCUCCUCUCGAUAUUCUCGAUAUUUGUUAUGGGUUAAUUGCUGUUCUUUUAUUUUGUAUUUUAUUUUGGAUGGGUAUAUGCAAAACAGUUUUACGUGAAUUGAAUUUUCUUGAUAACCCAAUUUCAUACAAUCUAUUAAGAAAAAAUGAUGUGAAAGAGACAAAAAAAAAAUGAUGGAAUACCCAUUUUUAUGUGCCAUUUUUAAUGCCAAUUUGCUGCAGAGAUCAGCCUUUAAUGCCCACAAUUAUUAGCGAGAGAAAAAAAAGAGGAAGAGAGAGAGAGACUGUAGUGGCCGCAAUCCGUUAUUGACUUUCUUCACCUGUCCAAUUCGACUAGUAGCGAGAACAAAGUCCCUAGCAUGAAGAGCUUGAUUAACCCAUUGAUUUUCUUCCUCUUCGUCUAGCUACACAUGCCACCGCCCUGUACUUUGCCAUCGUUUCAUGUUAUUUCGACUCCCAUUUCCCCUUUUGAAAAAGCAAAGAACACAUAUUAACCACAGUUGAUUGGUGACAUGAGCCUGUAGAAUUAUACAUAAUGACUUGAUUUAUAAAUAUGCAUAUAAACACAAUUCAUCGUAAUACAUAACCGAGUGUUCCUAAUAUUAAAAAAACAAAACAAACGGUAUAUUGGAUAUAUUGACGCGCGUGUGUGUGUGUGGAAUUAUCGGUUGAUUUUCUAUUGGUCUUCGUGCAGUAGCUGAACACAAAAAUACACAGCUUCCAUUCUCUUCCCGAAAAA
This is a messenger RNA of Daphnia pulicaria, 7617 nucleotides long. It is a transcript of the gene by, whose product is annotated as tensin-1-like. The record is from RefSeq and is a predicted model, not a curated record. Gene Ontology annotation, molecular function: protein binding. The transcript has 21 exons. The coding region runs from base 975 to 6458 and encodes 1827 amino acids. NCBI's taxonomy places the organism in Eukaryota, Metazoa, Arthropoda, Branchiopoda, Diplostraca, Daphniidae.